UGGGAGAAACAAUGUUAGGUUUUGUGGGAUAUUUGUGAAAAUAAAUCCUUUUAAGGGUAAAAUUGGGAAGUAAAUAUUUUAGAUGGCACAGUUCAUUCUUACCAGUUUUAUAAAAGCGAUCCCCGCGAGUUUAGUACACUGGUUCUGCUAUCAACAAAAGCUUCCAGGAAUGGCUUCUAUGCCUCUCUUUCUUGGGAGCCCCUCCGCUCCAUACCAGCUACAUUCUGGGUCCAGAAAGCUGCCGGUUCGAUGCGCCGAUGAGCGCCAGGCGCUCUUUAGCCGGAUUGCUCCUGUCUACGAUAAUUUAAAUGAUUUGUUGAGUUUGGGCCAGCAUCGAAUCUGGAAACGUAUGGCUGUAUCCUGGAGUGGAGCUAAAAUGGGAGACCGUGUGCUGGAUUUGUGUUGUGGAAGUGGGGACUUGACAUUUCUUUUGUCUCGGAAAGUUGGACCUGACGGCAAGGUUAGUGGUCUAGAUUUCUCAGGGGAGCAAUUAGCAAUUGCAUCAUCCCGGCAACUCCUACUUCCAAAGCCCUGCAAUGAAAAUAUUGAGUGGAUUGAAGGUGAUGCCCUCAAUUUGCCAUUUUCGGAUGGUUACUUUGAUGCUAUUACAAUGGGUUAUGGGCUACGCAAUGUGAUUGAUAGGCCUAAAGCCAUGGGAGAAAUGUUUCGAGUUCUGAAGCUAGGUUCAAAAGUAUCCAUCCUUGACUUCAAUAAAAGCAAUGAGCAAUUUACCACCUCGGUUCAGGAUUGGAUGAUUGACAAUGUAGUUGUCCCAGUGGCAGCGCUCUAUGGUCUUUCAAAGGAGUAUGAAUAUUUGAAAACUUCAAUCAAGUCUUUUUUAACAGGGAAAGAGUUGGAGGAGUUGGCUUUGGAAGCAGGGUUUUCUGAUGCCAGACAUUUCGUGAUUGGUGGAGGUCUCAUGGGAAACUUAGUGGCCACUCGGUAGGACAGAGUUCAGGAUUGUAACUAUACAAGUAACACAAUUAAUUUAUGGAGUCUCAUGUGUUGGCAGGAUGUUGCAAAACUGAGUUUUCAAUAUGAAUCCAUGAGUUAAGGAUUGUGUUGAGUGCCUGUAGAUAGAGUAGUGAAUAUUGAUUAAUGAAUCAAAGUAAAUUUUUGAAGUUUAUUCUGUA
This is a messenger RNA of Carica papaya (papaya), 1133 nucleotides long. RefSeq names its product S-adenosyl-L-methionine-dependent methyltransferases superfamily protein (gene MENG). The record is from RefSeq and is a predicted model, not a curated record. Gene Ontology annotation, molecular function: 2-phytyl-1,4-naphthoquinone methyltransferase activity. NCBI's taxonomy places the organism in Eukaryota, Viridiplantae, Streptophyta, Magnoliopsida, Brassicales, Caricaceae. Gene Ontology annotation, biological process: phylloquinone biosynthetic process.